Molecule: messenger RNA, 1199 nt
Organism: Aphanomyces invadans
Lineage: Eukaryota; Oomycota; Saprolegniomycetes; Saprolegniales; Verrucalvaceae
Exons: 6
Coding region: 19-1167 (382 amino acids)
Biological process (GO): RNA (guanine-N7)-methylation; tRNA methylation
Cellular component (GO): tRNA methyltransferase complex
Molecular function (GO): tRNA (guanine(46)-N7)-methyltransferase activity
Source: RefSeq, a predicted model, not a curated record
GAAACCGAGGAAUGGUCAAUGGCUCGAACAUGCGUGGACAGCGAAGCCGCCGGCCGAGUGUCGAAGAAGCAGAAGAUGUCGUCAGGGGGCACAUCAACUAUGGCGAAACCCACCAUCGACUGGAAGAAAACGCCGUCGUUCCCACCCGCUGAAGGAUCGUGCACUGUGUGGCUUCCUCGAAAGCAGCGCUACUGUUCUCACCACGCCACGUUCGGGUCGACGAAAUGCACAACUCACGCCGCGCUAGACACUGCACCGCCAGGAACGUUAAAUGAAGCAGUCCUCAACACGAAUGAGGACGCGGACGAUGCCACGACCGAAGACAAACCGCCUGAAGUCACGUCGCGAAAAACAAACUUGGACCGGCACUUGAAGCGCAUGCUGAAUCCUUUCUCGAUCCUACCGCUGAAAGAAGCCCCUGUUUGGAGCGAGCUCUUCUCGGAUCCGUCGCUGCCGCUCUGCAUCGACAUCGGGUGCUCGAAGGGGCUGUACAUCCGCGACUACCGCGACAAGAAACAGUUGGAAGCGCACUGGAACUUUCUCGGCGUUGAAAUCUUUGAACCAUACGUGGCGGCGGCGAACGCUGCCACGCGACAGCACCAGUCGCCUCAGCGCACCAAGAACCUGGCGUAUGUUCAUGCCAACAUCAACAACAGCCUCGAGACGCUCCUAUCGGGUAUCCACCAAGUUGGUCGCGUCAGCUUGCUCUUUCCUGAUCCGUGGGGCUGUGGGCUGGCCAAAGAUCACAAAAACAAAAAACGGCGCGUCAUGUCCGCUGCGUUUGCCAAGCGCCUGGCAAAUGCCAUGCCGCUGCAUUCCGAGUUCUACUUGGCCAGUGACUACGAGGACUUGGCCCGAGACAUUCGAGCGCAUUUGUUGGCCACUGGUGGUUUCAACAUUCCCGUGGACGGCCCGUACGUGCCUACCUUGACAGCGUCGGCAAUUCGACAAAGCUACGAGAACAAAAAGUUGCAGAAGGAGCGACUCCUCGACACGACGAAAGCGGUCGGCAAAGUCGCCAUGGAUUCGGAUGCAUCCACAUUGUGGCUGGCAACGAUGCCGCUAGGCGUCCCCACGGAACGCGACGUGAUUUGCGAAAACCAGUGGCGUCCUGUGUACCGCCUUGUGCUUAUUCGUAAUGGCACUGCCGUGCCGCCGUCGUCGUAAGAUAACAAACUGAACGGCUUCUUCCACACAAA